UGCUUUUACACAACACUUGAUUCCACUUCUCCUCCUAUAUAUACCCUCCCUCUUCUUAAAACCCACUAAAUCAUUCUACACCUCUCUCUCUCUCUCUCUCUCGAUCUCUCCCGAAUCUCUCUCCAUCUCUCCCAAAUCUCUCCCUAAUAUCUCUCUCCAAAUACAUCAGAAAUGGACGGAAGUUGCCUAGAUGAAAGCACAAGCACCGAAACAUUAUCUACAACACUAACAGCAUCUAUAUUCACAUCUUCACCAACCCUCUUCCCAAAAUCACCCGAAAGCUUGUGCAGAAUGGGAAGCGGAACAAGCAUAAUCCUUGACUCAGAGUCCGGCAUAGAAGCCGAGUCAAGAAAGCUCCCUUCCUCAAAGUACAAAGGCGUGGUUCCCCAGCCUAAUGGCCGCUGGGGCGCCCAAAUCUACGAAAAACACCAACGCGUCUGGCUCGGCACGUUCAACGAGGAGCACGAAGCAGCCAAGGCUUACGACAUAGCCGCUCAGCGUUUUCGAGGCCGCGACGCGGUCACGAACUUCAAGCUCUUGUCCCAAGACGACGACGUCGAGAUCAUGUUCCUCGACGCGCACUCCAAAGCCGAGAUUGUGGAUAUGCUGAGGAAACACACUUAUAUUGAUGAGCUAGAGCAGAGCAAAAAAACAAACGGGUACAAGAAAAGAAUGGACAAAAAUGACCCUAGUGUUAAGUCUAUGGAUCGUUUGUUUGAAAAAACAGUGACACCAAGUGAUGUUGGCAAGCUAAACAGGCUGGUGAUUCCUAAACAGCACGCCGAAAAGCACUUUCCGUUACAGAACGGGAAUACCUCGAAAGGCGUGCUGUUAAAUUUUGAGGAUUUUGGUGGGAAAGUGUGGAGGUUUCGGUACUCUUAUUGGAAUAGUAGUCAGAGCUAUGUGUUGACCAAGGGUUGGAGUCGGUUUGUCAAGGAGAAGGGAUUGAAUGCUGGUGACAUUGUCAGUUUUCAGCGAUCGAAUGGCGUGGAUAAGCAGUUGUAUAUAGAUUGGAAACCGCGGGACGGGGCGGAUUCGGGUAUUCGUGUCGGGUCUGAUUUUGCCCCGAUUCAACCUGUCCCGAUGGUGCGGUUGUUCGGGGUGAAUAUAUUUAAAGUACCCGAAGACGGUGUCGAUGGUAACGGAAAGAGAGCGAGAGAGAUGGAGCUCUUUCAAGUUCCUAAUAAUAACAAGAAACACAAGGACCGUUAAAAUCUUGUAUUAGUAUUAGUUCUGUUAUUACCGCGAUAGUCAAAUGUCUGCUUGUUAUCUAGACCGUAAUCUUGAUAUUUUGGAUCAGGCAAAGUUUAGUGCAAAUUAGAGCCAAGUGUAUUAAUAUCGUGUUUUUUUUGUUGGCGUUGCAAGUUGCAAGAAAUGAUGAAUGUGAGGUGAUAGACAAAAGAACAGCUGAAGAGAGCUGUUCAAACUUAGGUGGAACAUUGUCAUAAAAAGGAGGAAAAUAAUGUCAAUUUGUUCUGUUCAAACUUUGGGGAUUGUUUUAUACAUA
Daucus carota subsp. sativus is the source of this 1507-nucleotide messenger RNA. RefSeq names its product AP2/ERF and B3 domain-containing transcription factor RAV1. Lineage: Eukaryota; Viridiplantae; Streptophyta; Magnoliopsida; Apiales; Apiaceae. The record is from RefSeq and is a predicted model, not a curated record. Gene Ontology annotation, molecular function: DNA binding; DNA-binding transcription factor activity. The transcript has a single exon. The coding region runs from base 172 to 1212 and encodes 346 amino acids. Gene Ontology annotation, biological process: regulation of DNA-templated transcription.